AUGUCCACGAUACCUCCUUCGGAAGACUUAGCCCGUCCCUUCCACGCUGAUGUAAAACAGGUUGUGGAUAUCAGGUCUGACCUGGACGCGAACCACAUUGCUAUCUCAUCGAUCAGCUUGGAUGAACCGCUCGUGACUAGAAGGGAGUUGUUGAGCUAUUACUUAUACUCUAACGGUGGUAACGGUGUCGGUUUGGGCUAUACACAGACCCUGUUCCAAGGGCUUGCCACAGCGGCGGGAUAUGAUCCCGUCGUAGGCCCCGGCUCGUCAUGCCUUGCAACGACUGCUUCUGGUCAAUGCGUAGUUCCCUGGGGUAGCGGAACAAAGUCAGUUUCCAGUGUGGUGCUGACUGCAGAUGGUAUUAGUUUCGGCAUCAUGACAGUUAUAUUAACCACUAUCGGUUCUGCUGCUGACUAUGGUACAUUCGGACGGUGGUUGUUGUUCGCUAUCACAGUAGUAUGUUGGGCUGCACAGUAUGCUUGUAUGACACUUACCACACCAAAUCGAUGGGUCCUUGCGAUGAUUCUGUCCAUCAUCAGUUUCGUCUCAUACAGUAUUACUCUAGUCUUCUAUGCUGCUUUAUUCCCUCGUCUCGCCCGAAAUACACCGCGUGUACGUCAGUUGAGAGAGAAGUAUGAAACCGGGGAGAUUUCUCCUGAAGUUUACGAUCAAGAGGAGUCGCUGGAAAAGAAUAGGAUCACCGAUAUUUUUACUGUUCAUAGCAAUGUCGGAUUUGUAACCACAUUAUUGCUGAACUUGGCGCUUUUGCUGCCGAUGGCGAACAACCCUAAGGUAGACAAUUAUGUGAUCGUAGUUGUCAACACAUAUUGGGUGGUAUUAGGUAUCUGGUGGUUUGUCUUCCAGGAAUCUAGGCCAGGCCCCAAAUUGCCUAAAGGUGAACAUUACCUGACAAUUGGAUGGAAGCAGAUCUGGGCUGCGCUGAAAACAUACAAGCAUCUUCCCUACACCUUUGUGUAUCUGUCCUCCUACUUUCUUCUUGCAGACGGGCUCAAUACUACUGGAACCCUUGUUGGCAUAUGUCAGAACGACAAGUUCAGUUUCUCGUUCCUGCAAAAUACAUACCUGGGUUUGUCUCAAGCGAUCACUUCGACAAUCAGCACUCUCGCCUUUUGGUACAUCCAGAAAUAUUGGAAGAUCAGCACAAAGAAGAUGUUUGUGGUCACAAAUGUCGUGACGAUUUUGAUUCCGCUAUGGGGUAUGAUCGGAAUAUGGACAGAAAAACUUGGGUCGGUGUCAUUCGAUUUGUUUCAUGAUAUCAUCAUCCCUCUAAGGAGUGCAUUAGGUUCCACAACGGCGUACAACGUGAUGUUUGGUCUCUUCCAGGCGCCCUAUUACGCGUACUCUCUGACAAUGAUGGCCGAACUUAGUCCGCCAGGUUUUGAAAACAUGUUCUUCGGUCUCUUCGGUUUGUUCAACCGCGCCUCUUCCAUGGUAGGGCCCAAUGUCAUACAGGUCAUCAUCGACAAGACGGGAAACAACUGGCAGGGGUUCCCCUUCCUGUUUGCGAUGUGCACGAUUGCCUCUGUGGUGAUUUGGUUUGGGGUUGAUGUCACGAAGGGGCGCAGUGAUGCCGUGAGGUGGGCGGCUGAGCAGCGCAGGCAUAUACACUAG
Messenger RNA from Suillus plorans, 1632 nucleotides. Its product is annotated as autophagy-related protein 22-like protein. The record is from RefSeq and is a predicted model, not a curated record. NCBI's taxonomy places the organism in Eukaryota, Fungi, Basidiomycota, Agaricomycetes, Boletales, Suillaceae. The transcript is spliced from 12 exons. The coding region runs from base 1 to 1632 and encodes 543 amino acids. Gene Ontology annotation, biological process: amino acid transmembrane export from vacuole.